Messenger RNA from Centropristis striata (black sea bass), 7802 nucleotides. It is a transcript of the gene srgap2, whose product is annotated as SLIT-ROBO Rho GTPase activating protein 2. Gene Ontology annotation, biological process: negative regulation of cell migration; signal transduction. Lineage: Eukaryota; Metazoa; Chordata; Actinopteri; Perciformes; Serranidae. Gene Ontology annotation, molecular function: protein binding. Bases 1023 to 4460 code for a protein of 1145 amino acids. The transcript is spliced from 23 exons. The record is from RefSeq and is a predicted model, not a curated record. Gene Ontology annotation, cellular component: cytoplasm.
CCUCUAAAUUACACCAUUUCAUGAAAGAAGUUGUCGUCGAAAUGUAAGAUAAGGUUAAUGAAUACCCAUUGUAAUAUGUUCAACGAUGAAAUAGAGAACCCCCAUUUCUUGCUAACAACCUAAAGCUAAUUUUAGACUUUUGGGGCUAACGUCAGCUAGCUACAUUCCUAGCUAAAGUAACAGAUACUUUCCCGUUUUGUUUACAAAAUACUCAGUUACGCAGUCACUUAAAUUCAACAUAAGGACAUGUAAGACAAAUUGUCUCCUAUAAGUCAUAAAGUUACUAAAAAUAAAAAAUAAACUUUACACACCUCGGAAUACAUUAGCAUCACAUUGCAACUGGCGAAUCAUCCUAAAUAUCGUUUUAAAGUAAAAUAUAUAUCAUCUGGUCAUAAAAGACAUGCCUCAUGGCGAUUGUUACCUAAACUUAAGGGAUUGUCUGCAAAAAUGUGGUUAAGUACCCGAAUGAAUACUAUCCAUGUGUGCAUCCAUGCCUGUCCUGCGCACUGGGUCUGACCAGCCAGCCCCUCCAUCUCCACUCGGUUCCUCCUCUCUCACUUCAGGAGGGGGAAGAGGAGAGCAGUUUAGUUUAGACAGGCGGACUGGCAGCUUCCAGACCCGCUCAGGGUAAAUAUAGAUUUAAAAAAAACUUUUGGAAGUGCUUACUGAAACAAUAUCACUGUUUGUUUCUUAAGAAGGGAAUGAAUCUCCUUUCACUUGAAGUUGUUUGCACCAUAACCGGUUUUGAGGAGGCGGUGAGGCGCGGCGGCGGAUGGGAACAUACAGCAACAGCAGCAGCAGCGCCAAACUCACAAUGCGCCUGGAGUGAACAGAGGCAGGGAGACAAUACAGAUCCGCGGUUACACUGAGGAGCUGCAAUCUCUCAUCUGGGCUCGCUUUUUCCCCUUCAAACCCUAUUCCAGAGUGGCAUUUCCCCGCCGUCUACUGCUUUUUAGUUUUGAUUGAUUGAGACAAAAUUGACUUCGCUACGAGGGCAAGUGGUUUGAUCUCCAAACUCAGCCAUGACGUCUCCGGCGAAAUUCCGAAAGGACAAGGAGAUAGUGGCCGAAUAUGAAACUCAAGUUAAAGAGAUCCGUGCCCAGCUGGUGGAGCAGCUCAAGUGUCUGGAUCAACAGUGUGAGCUGAGGGUGCAGCUGCUGCAGGACCUGCAGGACUUCUUCAGGAAGAAGGCAGAGAUCGAGGUGGACUACAGCCGCAACCUUGAGAAGCUGGCCGAGAGGUUCCUCACCAAGACCCGCAGCACCAAGGACCAUCUACUCAAGAAGGAGCACAGCAUUUUAUCCCCAGUGAACUGCUGGAACCUGUUGCUGCUUCAGGUGAAGAGAGAGAGCCGCGACCACGCCACACUGUCUGACCUUUACCUCAACAACAUCAUCCCCCGCUUCGCACAGAUCAGCGAGGACUCAGGACGUCUCUUUAAGAAGAGCAAAGAGGUCGGCGUGCAGCUGCAAGAGGACCUGAUGAAAGUUCUUAAUGAGCUUUACACGGUGAUGAAGACGUACCACAUGUACAACACUGACAGCAUCAACGCAGAGUCCAAGCUGAAGGAUGCGGAGAAGCAGGAGGAGAAGCAGAUGGGGCGAUCCGGUCGACAAGAUGACCGACAGACGCCGCGUUCCCCUGAUACUUUGGCCGCCAUCAAGACCGACGAGAAGCCCGUCCGGCGCUCCAGUGUCAAGAAAAUCGAGAAGAUGAAGGAGAAGAGACAAGCUAAGUACACAGAAAACAAGCUGAAGGCCAUCAAGGCCAGGAAUGAAUACCUGCUCGCUCUUGAGGCCACCAACAGCUGCGUCUUCAAAUAUUACAUCCACGACCUCUCUGACAUCAUUGACUGCUGUGACCUAGGCUACCAUGCCAGCCUGCACCGCGCCCUGAGGACCUACCUGUCUGCAGAACAGAACGUCGAGACGUCCAAACACUCGGGCCUGGAGACACUGGAGGGCGCUGCAGAGAGUCUGGAGGCCAACGGGGACAAACAGAAACUGAUGGAGACCUACAACAACGUCUUCUGCCCUCCAGCUCGUUUUGACUUCCAGUCCCACAUGGGAGACACGAUGGGAGUGGUGUGUGCACAGCAGCCGCUGGAAAGCGAGCUGCUCCAGAGGUGUCAGCAGCUGCAGUCCCGCCUCUCCACACUCAAGAUUGAGAAUGAAGAGGUGAAGAAAACCAUGGAGGCCACUCUGUCCACCAUCCAAGACAUGGUGACAGUGGAGGACUACGACGUCUCCGAGUGCUUCCAUCACAGCAACAGCAUGGAGUCGGUCAAGUCCACUUUCAGCGAAUCUUAUCUCAGUAAGCCCAGCCUGGCCAAACGAAGGGCCAACCAGCAGGAGACGGAGCAGUUUUACUUCACGAAGCUGAAGGAGUUUCUGGAAGGCAGGAACCUGAUUACCAAGCUGGAGGCAAAGCAUGACCUCAUCGACAAGACCCUGGGAGAGAGUCAGAAGACUGACUGUUGCCUUGCCAGUGGACGGAGAAACUCGGCGGUACGGAAGCAGGAGUCUGGUGAGGCCAUUCCUCUGAUGGUCGAGAGCUGCAUCCGCUUCAUCAGUCGCCAUGGACUGCAGCAUGAAGGCAUCUUCAGAGUGUCAGGCUCUCAGGUGGAAGUCAACGACAUCAAGAAUGCCUUUGAGAGAGGUGAGGACCCGCUAGCAGGGGACCAGAAUGACCACGACAUGGACUCCAUCGCUGGUGUGCUGAAGCUCUACUUUAGAGGCCUGGACCACGCCCUCUUCCCUAAGGAAGUCUUCCAUGACCUCAUAUCCUGUGUCUCGAUGGAGAGCCUCCAGGAGCGGGCAGUCCACAUUAAGAAAGUUCUGCAGUCUCUGCCAAGCAAAACUCUCAUCAUUAUGAGAUAUCUGUUUGCCUUCCUCAACCACCUGUCCCAGUACAGCGAGGACAACAUGAUGGACCCCUACAACCUGGCCAUCUGCUUCGGCCCCACCCUGAUGUCUGUCCCCGAAGGCCACGACCAGGUCUCUUGCCAGGCCCAUGUCAACGAGCUCAUUAAAACUAUCAUCAUCCAUCAUGACACCAUCUUCCCCGGACUGCAGGACCUGCAGGGCCCCAUCUACAUCAUCCCUGGAGCUGGAGAUGACUUCUGUGACAGUCCACACUGUGAGCCCCCCCUUGUGGAGGAGCCGGCGCCUGACACCGUCUCUGUGAUCCAUAACAGCGAAGAUGGCUCAUUGGCUGUUUCAGAGUCAGACGCGUUCGAAGCCAUCGCUCGGUUCGACUACUCCGGUCGGACUAGCCGGGAGCUCUCAUUCAAGAAGGGAGCGUCUCUGCUUCUGUACCAGCGAGCCUCUGACGACUGGUGGGAGGGACGGCAUAAUGGAGUGGAUGGACUGGUGCCACACCAGUACAUUGUGGUCCAAGACACGACUGACGGGGGCAGGGGAAGUCCGAAGCCUGAUGUGGACAGCAGGGACCUGCUGGAGGAGAGAGUGUCGACUCGAGGCAGCGCUGCCUCUCCUACUGGAGCUCACGUGGCUGACAUCUACCUGGCCAACCUGAACAAGUUAAGAAAACGUCCGGAGUCCGGGAGCAUCCGAAGAGCGUUCCGGAGCUCAGAGAGCGACAGUACGAGUCCAGGAGCUAGCGGAGGGGGAGGGGGAGGAGGAGGAGGAGGGGGAGGAGGAGGGGUGAGAACCGCUUCUCUUCCUGUUGGCAGCGCUCUGGUGAAAGAGACUGGAGACAAACGACCCGUCAGCGCUCACAGCAUCCUCAACUCAGUCACUCGCCACUCCUCUCUCAAGACCAAGGUGGAGAGCCCACAGUUACGCAAGACAACUUCAGCAGGGCGCUCUAAGAGCUUCAGCAACCACAGACCACUGGACCCUGAGGUCAUAGCCCAGGUGGAGCACAGCUCACAGGACAUUGAGGCUGCGAUGAGCUCUGCACUGACUGAGCUCAGUAAGCUGGAGAGACAGAGCACCUCUAAACACACACACACCCCAGACGUGGUCCUGGACACACUGGAGCAGCUGAAAGGUGUGGGUGGUGGUGGAGGAGGAGGAGGAGGAGCCUCGGAGCCCUCCAGUCCACUCCACUCCCGUCUGUUACGGGACAGCGAGGGGGGCUCCUCGCAUGGCCACCCACUUCAGCGCAGCGCCUCCUCCGCCAGCGACGUGCCCUCCUCCUUCCGCCCAGCCAAGAGCCAGCCGCGGAGCCCCCUGCCCUCUGCCACGUCGCCCUGUCUCUCCUCUUCCUCUCUCUCCUCAUCCGUACCUUCCUUUAGAGAGCUGCGCCCCCCAGCAACAAGGCCGAAGCCGGUGGUGUUCCCAAAGAGCGGAGCUGGCAGUCCAGCCAUGGGUUCCCCGACUUCUACUGUGCCCCCUACACCUCCUCCUCCACUUACAGGCCACACACACUCUCUCCCUCACACCCCGCCUCCUCCACCUCCACCCCAAUCUAACGACAAAUCCUGCCCGGCUUAGGACUUCUCAAUCUGACCCACAAUGCUGAUCCUUACAGACUCUCAUUCUUACAGCUCUUCUACCAGGUGCAGAACGCACUUCAAGACCUAACCCACUACUCACGUGUAGCAUUCACUUCUCGGUGUCCAGGCCAGUUCUUAAGACGCCGUGUUCCCUUUAGAGCUUUUUCAGCCCUCUCCUGGCAGCUCUGCUUACUACAGGUCAACUAUCAGAGGGCGUAGAUUAGUGAAAACCCUUCAAAGAUUUUUUUUUGCCACCGCAGAGAUCCCAGGCAUCACUGGAUUUUUAAAAAAUGUCUUUUUACAAGGGAACAGGACUCAGGAUGGACACCUGAAGACCUACAGCUUACAUACACUAGUUUGUGAUGUUUGAAAUUGUGUUUGAGUGGGCGUGCAGGAGUGUUACUUGCCUUUUACACACAGAUCUAAGUGAGGAACAAAAAGCACUGUUUGAUUUUUGUAUAGUAGACAUGACAGUUUUUCUUUUCUUUUUAAUGACCCAUGACUAGCGGACUGGAAGGGAGUGUUUGAUUCCUAAGAAUAGACUGUGAAAUGCUAAGCUCUCACUCUGUGUGAAAUGAAACACACUGACUUGCUGCUUCAGAAGUGGAAGACUGGCAGAUAAAGGUGGACUUGAUGAAAGAUGACGAUGAAAAGAAAGAAAACUGGGCCAAAUAUCAGUGUAAGUCAUGUGAUCGAGAGCUUUAUUUUAUCUCUUCCUCCAGUGUUUGAUAUGUUGGUGAUUUUUUUUUUUUUAUUAUUACUGUUCAGUACCACAACAGGAGCAUAGCAGGAACAGUGUUCUCCAAAAGCGAACAUGGCCCACAGUAAUUCUAAAUACACAUACAGCAAUACAGCUGGUAGUUUGAGGCAUUAUGCUGCUUCUCUCCUGCAGCUCUUUUAUGUGUGUAGGGGACCACUGAAACCCAACAUUUUUAUAGGCAAUGUUGGACUGUACACAUACACACACAUUCUCUCCAGAUGUGUGUGUGGUGGUGUUUUGUGGCAGCUAAACGCCUUUCAGGUUUUCCUUGCAUGCUGGGGCCAUAGACAGCAGCCACUAUGACGCGCUGGCUGAUUGCAUCAGUUUAUAUAUCUGCAGGCCACAGGACAACUUCAAACAGUUACAGCUUGCUCCUUUAACUAUAUACUUCAGACUUAACAGUAAAAAGGGUUAUAUUAUUCUAAUGGUGUGUAUGUAUGUUAAUAAUCAUGAUGAUAACUGGAAGCAUGGAGCUGAGGAUCCUCUUGAGUGUGUUUAGAUAGAAGCACAACCAACCACCUCAUCCAAUGCGUUCUUAAGCAAGUUUGCUUUUUCUUGUUACUUUAUGUUUCCAGUUGUUAAUUAAUGCUCAGAAUCUGUAAUGGUAAAAUAUUGAACUGUGUAGCUGUCUGGGUGUGUGCAUGUGUGUGUGCGUGCCUGUGUGAGCAUGCGUGGAUGUAGAGUAUGUAAGCACCUCAACCCCACCCCUUGCCCACCCAUCAUAAAGGGAUGCCACCCAACAGCAACUGGGUGGAGACACACAGAAAAAAAAACACUUCUCCCAUGUUCUGGAGUACCAGCAGCCUUAGUGAAUAAAUAUGCACUGAGUGACCAGAUAAAAAGCCUGCAGGUGCAGGCAUGAUUUGUUGUCCUGUCUUCAGUCUGCUUUAAAGUUGUUGUUUGUGUUUUUUUAGAGGGGUUGUAUGAGGUUCUUAUCCAUAAUGUAUUACGUGCAGUGGAUGGCGCUGGGCACACCUGCAUUUUGGAGAAGCAGACAGGAGUACCAGCACAGAAGCUCAGCAAUGUACUAAGCUGGCGAGGGCAGUAGCAAAAUGUAUUUAGCCAGUUUAAAUAUAUGCUAUAUUUAGAAUGAUUUCAAAGCUUUACCUUGCAGUCAGAUAGCUCUUUCUGAUGGGUAACUCAAGCCGUUAUCUGUGCUCUCUCCAGAGCCACCAGACUCCAUUAUCAAAAACCGCAAUUUUACCUCACAGAACACAGGAGUUGCUGCUCUACAGCUGCCUCAAUAGUUUAGUUUGCUUGUGUAAUUGUUUGACUUUGGUGUUUUAUCUCAGAUUCACCAAAGUCGAACAAUAACAAAACAAACCAACUUAUCAAGGCAGCGAUAGAUCAGCAACUCCUGUGUCCCAUGAAGUAAAACAAUUGUUUUGGCCAAUGAAGUCUGGUGGCUUUGAAGACAGCAUAGAUGGAUAUAACAGCUUUAAUUCCUCAUUGAAAAGGCAUGUCUGAUGGCAAGGUAAAGUAGUGAAAAUAUUCUUAAUGUAGCGUACACUGAUAUUGAUAGUCACUGCUGCCCCUGCCCUCGACAGUGCAUUGCGUAGCUUUUGAUGGUACUCCUGUCUGCUUGUCCAAACUUGACCGACCACCAUCAAACUGUCGGCAAUACACUCACUAAGGACCGCAUGAAAUCCUCCUUAAAUAAGUCCAAACUAUCCCUUUAAGUAGAAAAAGGACCAGAAAACCCAAAUCAGAAGAUUAAAAAAAAGUAUUUUUAUUAUAUUAUUUGCUAGAACGUUACUUUGCAGAAUAAGAGCUGAUGAUGAAUUAAGGAAUAUGUGAACAAUUUUGCAAACACUGACUUCAAAAGAAGACAAAUGCCAUUCAAGGUGAACUGAAUACUUCCUUUUUUGUUUUAUUUCACCUUAUUGAAACAGUAUUGAACUAUUGAGGCGUCCUUAUAUUCCCCACGCCUUUCCCUUUCUCCCAGAAAUACAGCACAUGCUGCAUUCCUGUAUGCUCUCUACCAGGUAAUGAAUUAUACUUGUUAUUUUUAUCUCUGUAUACUGUUCGUGUAUACCUGGUGUAUUUGUGUUGCUCUUACCUCAUCAUGACAACUGGAGGGACUGUGACUGUGUGUGUGCACUUGUGGUGAGGAUAGAACUCCCCGUAUCAACACACACACUCUCACACAUACAGAUGUGCAUGUGGUUGGUUGGUGUGUUUUGUCCUGGCUGUGCCGUUAAGGGGAGCUGGGACCCUCUUCGAUCUCAAAUCAAUCAUCGUGCACUUGAACAACUUGGCUUGCGUGUGGACUAACUGUGUGGGGAUGAUUUGUCAGAAUUGAAUAUUGUUAAAUAUGCAUUUUUGUGUCCAUUUGAAAACAGCAGAACUAAAAAAAAGACUGUAAUGUCAAAUCUAUUUAUAGUUGUCUCUGUAUUACUGGAGAAUCCUGUGUUCAGAUGUACUUUGUAUAUACAAUGUUGUACAUUACAGAGGUACACUCUUUUUUGGUACAAUAUUGUACAGUAAUAGCAAUAGUAGUUUAAUCAAAUAGGCCUUAUAUAAUUCUAUGUGUAGUUCUUGUAGUAGAUCUGUUUUUUAAUAAACAUUGCUUGCUAUAAA